Molecule: messenger RNA, 1502 nt
Organism: Capsicum annuum
Lineage: Eukaryota; Viridiplantae; Streptophyta; Magnoliopsida; Solanales; Solanaceae
Exons: 9
Coding region: 158-1198 (346 amino acids)
Biological process (GO): intracellular transport
Source: RefSeq, a predicted model, not a curated record
GAUCCAAAUUGAAUAUUAGUGCCCCAGAAACCCAAUUACACCGGCCCAAUUCACUGUAAACAACAAGAACCAAAAAAACCCUAAUUUUACAAAAAUUUUGAACCAAAUUGUUGUUUGUAUACUCAAAAUUUGAAAUUUUGUUUGUUGGAUUAUCUCAAUGAUGAGAGGAACCAAACGAUUCGCUCCGUCCGAUUCCAAAUCCUUCACUAACGACUCUGAGGAGGUUCAGGGCAAAAGAAUAAUGUCAGGAUCAAUUUUUGAUCCACAAAAGGCUGAGCAAUCCCAACCACAAACUAUGAAGAUGCCGCAGUUAGAUAUGCAAAGGGCUGAAUCAUCUAGACAGCAUGUGAGAGCUCUCAAUACUCAGUUUGCCAGUUGGGUCCAAACUCAGUUACAGAACCACCCUGAUGAACUUUGGGAAGAUGGACUUCAAGACUACUUAAACCACUCUUCAACUAUCAAGGAGAAGUUUAGUGACAUUGUGAAUUGGCUAAAAGCUAAUUCUACCAGUGGAGAGAAUAAAUCUACACUGGGAUCCCAAGCUGCGUCAAAGACCCUAGGGUCAGAAAAUAAUAAGGAAAGUGACGCCAGAUUAUCUUUUCUCAAACCCGCUGUUCCUGUGGCUAAUGCUACUUCAAGUUUCGGUGCAUCAUGGAGCUCAGGAGGUCUCUUUAACAAUUCAACUCCCUUUUCAUUUGGGCUUCAAUCUUCGGUACAAACCCAAAAUUCGGUACCUGCAAAAAACGAUGCUGCAAAUGAUGUUCAAGAUGCUGAAGAUGAAGUGGAGCAGCCAAGCAGCCCAUCUGUAAAGAAGACUGAAGAAAAGGGAAUCACUGUAGUUCAUGAAGUCAAAUGUAAACUUUAUGUGAAGUCAACUGAUCCAGCAGACAAUGCAUGGAAAGACAGGGGCACAGGUCAGCUUUCUAUUAGGUGUAAAGAAGGUGUUAGCAAGGGUACCCGGGAAUCCAAACCAACUAUCCUGAUUCGAAACGAUGUUGGGAAGAUUUUGCUUAAUGCAUUGUUAUAUCCAGGCAUUAAAACAAACAUGCAGAAGAACUCCGUUGUUGCAAUAUUCCAUACCUCGGGCGAUGGUGACAAUGAUGCUGUUGUCGCACGUACAUUCUUGAUAAGAAUGAAAUCAGAGGAGGAUCGAAAUAAAUUGGCAGCAGUCAUCCAGGAACAUGCUCCUGCUGCCUGAGAACUACCUUGGCAGCAAUUUUCUGUUUGUACCAUUACCCACCUCCGAGCAGGACGGAUGCUUGGAAAGGAUCACUUUACCUCUUUGACAGUUUCCUGGAAGACUCUUGACGGUCUAGCAGUUAUGGCUUUAGCUUAUUUUGCGGGACAAAUGAACUGAUCCUGUUGUUGUAGGAAGUGCUGCUCCAUCGAGAGGCUUUUACACUGUAUUAUAUAGAGGAAAGAUUUGAGAUAUGCCCAACAGAAUAAUAAGAAAUUGUAAAAGUUUCUAAUAUUUGUUGGGAAAGAGUACCUUAUUUCAUUCA